CUGCCUUUUGUGACAAUGAAAACAACAUUACCUUGCAAGGAGCCCUUUGAAGUGAGAACACACAUCCAUGUGCCUGUCUUAAUUUUGUUAAAUGUUGAAUAAAUAGAUGAUGUCACUAAUAUGAGCUGUGGCCUCACCCAGAGCACCCCCCAGCCACCCCCUGGCGUUUUGUUCAGUGGCUCAGCCCAGGUUCUUCUCUGCUGGCUUCAUGAGGAGAGAGAGCGCUUAGCCCCUUUCCUGACCUGUGGGGCUUGCAUAGUCAGUAUGAAGCCCAAUUCCCAUCCCCAAUUUGGCCGAGAGAGGUUCCGGAUUGUUUAUGUUAAUCGCUUUGGUAACCACCGCUGUGGCACUGUAAUUCACUAUGGAGGCCUCAGACAGCGUGAGGCUCUGAAAGACACCCACUCCUACCAUAGGGACAAGGCUGUCUCUACUAUUUCUGACAGAAUAGACUCAGCGGGUGCAGCCCAUAAUUCCCAUGGGGGAGGAAGAAGCCCAUGCCUCAUGCUUGGAGCCACUUCUAGGAUGGGUGCUAAGGAAGCUGGGGUAUAUAGUAACCAGGCCCUGAACAAGAGCAAUGAGGCCAAGGAGUCCAAAUCCAGGAAGAUCCCCAAAGCCAGGAAGGUUGGGACUGAGACACCAUCCUCACUGAAAGAAGCCUGGAGCAGGAAGAAUGUCUCUAUGAGCUCCACAGCCCACAGCAGUCAGAAACAAACUGGUGACAACCAAGAGACACAAGGAGAUAGCUUUGAAUUCCCUUCUUCCUUGGAAAAUGAUAAUGAUGUGAUCCAAAAGAAACAGCAAAAGAAAAAGUCUGCAGUCUGGCUUGGAGUAUCAAAAGUAAUUUCUAAAAUGGUAGAAGAAAAUGAGCACUUUCGAAGCAGACUGAUGAUGUCACAUAGCCAACUUUUAAGUGAAGGCAGUGGUUUAACCCAGAAUGGACAAAAUGCUACUUCCUGUAUUGACACAGAUGAAGCCAUUUUUGGAUGGGUGUAGCAAAGAAAGGAAGAAGAAAAUGAAGAUUGUGUCAGGAUUUACAUUAGCUUGUUUUUAUUCUAGUUGUUACCCAAUAACAUUUUGAACAUGCAAGAGGAACAUGAUCGUUGAAUCAAAGGUAUUAGAAUGCAAGUCCUAUGCAAGUUUUGUGGAAACCUUUUUUUUUUUUUGCCUUUGAAGUAACAAUUUUAAUACAGGUCUGAUUAAGUUGUGUAGUUAUCAGUAUGUUGUUUUAAACCUGAUUAAGUAACUCAGCACUGUACUUUGUUACUAUUUGAUUGAAGUGCGUACUGUAUGCAUUGCAUUCAACAGACAUUAAAAAUACUUUUAUGUUAAUUGUAUGCUUACUGUACUAAUAAGUUUUUCAGAAUAAAAUGUGAAAUAAAUAUACAAACCUAA
This is a messenger RNA of Hemicordylus capensis (graceful crag lizard), 1392 nucleotides long. RefSeq names its product chromosome 2 C5orf47 homolog (gene C2H5orf47). The transcript has 6 exons. The coding region runs from base 121 to 993 and encodes 290 amino acids. The record is from RefSeq and is a predicted model, not a curated record. Lineage: Eukaryota; Metazoa; Chordata; Lepidosauria; Squamata; Cordylidae.